Exophiala spinifera is the source of this 666-nucleotide messenger RNA. RefSeq lists its product as uncharacterized. The transcript has a single exon. The record is from RefSeq and is a predicted model, not a curated record. Bases 1 to 666 code for a protein of 221 amino acids. Lineage: Eukaryota; Fungi; Ascomycota; Eurotiomycetes; Chaetothyriales; Herpotrichiellaceae.
AUGGCGAUGCUGAUUCCGAUCCCGGCCUUUGCACCGGUUGACAAACCCCCUCCUGUAGAUUGCGCGUCUGAGGGCAACGCAUCUGCGGAUUGCGUCGCGACGCUGCCACCGGUUGCGGUGACGGUUGUGGUAGCAGUCACGUUGCUUGGAGAAGAAGCUGGCGUCGUCGUCGUCGUCGCCGCCGCCGCGGCACCUGUGGAGGUCGUGGAAGUGGACGAGGGGAGAGGACUGUUCGUCGACACGAUUGCUCCCAAGCCGUUCAGAACUAUCCCGCGGUUCUCGGAACAGCAUGGCGGGUCGUUGUCGCAGCAGAAACUGCCGUCUGUGCAUUCAACGGCCCGAGGUAAGAAGCCUGUUCCUGGAUCUAUGGGGUUUUUCGCCGUCUUCAUGUCAGUUCUCCGUACGAGGCAGGAGCAUACGAUAGGCAUUGAUGGCGGUAACGGCGACGUAUUUGGGGCGUCGGAAGCCUUGAAAGGGGUCAUUCAAUUUUAUGAAAAAAAAGGAAACAUACCGUAUUGGCAGAUGUUGGAACAAUCUGUCCAAGGGAACGACGAACACGCUGGAAUGAUGUGUUGUCCGGCGGAUAUGCAGAAGCGGUUGGGAUCGCAGAGGUCCGCGGUCUCGCAGCAGAUUCGGGAGCCAGAACACUGUGUGUUGUUAGGGUAG